AGAAAGCUGGUGACCAGGAAGCACAACAGCGCCGGGCUGCCGCGGGGCGGGCGGCGGGCGGACCCCAGCUGAGCCCCCGCUGCCCCCCAGCUCCCGGGGCCCCCCGGGGCUGGGAGCCGAGCGCUGCCGUGCCCUGCCUUGCCCUGCCGGGGGUCGGGGCGGCUGCGGAGCGUGUGGGGGAAGGAGGGAGGGCGGCCGGGCUGCCACUAAGCCGCUUAGGGCCGGGGCUGGCAUGAGCCUCCCCGGCGGGGCGGCUGCGGGCUGCGCGCUGCGGCGGGGAGGCUGAGGGCGCCCAGCCGCCGGCGGCGGGGUCCGGCGGAGAAGGCGGAGGGGAAGCCCCGCUCCCCGGGGCCGGGGGGGAAGAUGGGGAACUGCCUCAAGUCCCCCACGUCGGAUGACAUCUCGCUGCUCCACGAGUCGCAGUCGGACAGGGCCAGCUACGGGGACGGGGCUGAGCCGGAUCAGGAGCCGCCGCCGCCAUAUCAGGAGCAAGUCCCUGUUCCUGUUUAUCAUCCGACCCCUAGCCAGACUCGGCUAGCAACACAGCUGACAGAAGAAGAACAAAUCAGAAUAGCGCAGAGGAUAGGCCUUAUUCAGCAUCUACCUAAAGGAGUCUAUGAUCCUGGGAGAGAUGGCUCCGAGAAGAAGAUCAGAGAAUGUGUCAUUUGUAUGAUGGACUUUGUUUAUGGGGACCCUAUCCGAUUUCUGCCGUGCAUGCACAUUUACCACCUGGACUGUAUAGAUGACUGGUUGAUGAGAUCCUUUACCUGUCCAUCCUGCAUGGAGCCAGUGGAUGCAGCACUGCUUUCAUCCUAUGAGACUAACUGAGCCAGGGUUUCUCCACUGAACCUUCAAGGAGGCCAUCCACUUUAAUGGGUUUGAUCCUUUUGUCAUUCAGCCCAAAGAGCCAGGAAUUAGGAAUUAAGAUCAUGCACAAAAUAUACAUUUCCUAAUAAAUACAUUAAAAAAAAUAUUUCUGAAUGGCUGCAAAUAUUGGAAAAAAACCAUAGUAUUUUAGAGACUAUAGAAAAAGUAGGUUGUUAUUUUUAAUGUAAAGCCUUGACCCACCAUUGUCUUUUAAUGUUUGUUCUUACACCCAUAUAUAGGAAUUGUAAAGUGUUACAGCAACUGUAAAUGUUUAAACUGCGUGUAUCCGAUUUUAUUAGCAGUAAGAUAAGAGUAUUUUUUUUCCUAAAUAAAGUAACUUUUUUUUUGGAUUCUUUUCACAAGUCCUGGCAUUUGGGUCAAGGCUUUAUUAAAAUCUACAUUUUAUAACACUGGCACAAAGAAAUAGUUUUAAGCUUGUUUGCACAGUUCUUCUUUUCUUUUUUUUUUUUCUUUCCAUUGGAGAUAGAAUUCAUUGCCUUAGGUCUUUUUAAUAGUGUAUUGUUAUUGUUGGGCUGGCUCUGUGCUUGAAAACCAGUUUAUUUAUAACCUGUUAAAAGUGCUAUAUUUUGUUUGCAGUUAGGAAUAUGCAGACUUCAAAGUGAUCUCCUAGCUUGUAAGCAAACUGAGAUGCAUUAUCCCUUUUCUGCAAGUGAUGCUGGAUAUGAAGAUACGAAACUGGUCCUACAAAUUAAAUUAUGGUAUUAUGUUUUUUAUAACUUGCUUCGGUUUUGAUGAAACAACAGUCCUUACACUUGCAUGUCUACUUUUUACCUUGAUCAAGUUAAAAGGGGGACAGAUGAACAAUAAAUAGUUAAGCUACCAUAAUUGGAAAAAGGUAUUUGGAACUAAUGUAGCAUUAGCAUUGAUCACUUACUCUACUUUUUUCUCCCUAAAAAUGGUUGUUUUUAAUCACAGGAAAUGGAUACUGCAUCUCUUGUUCUUGUAGUUCUUAGGUUAUCAGAAGUUAAGAAUAAACAUACUGUAUCUCAGUCUCCUGUAUUAAAUGUAUCUGUUAAGCCCUGCUGGCUGACACAUCAGUCCACCAAGCAGAUAAGAAUCAGAUAUGAGAAAACCUUGCUCUGCAUAUAACGCAAAGUUUAUAUAAACACAGACUGUCGUAGUAGCAAUUGAGGGGGGAAAAUAGUACUGCUAUAGCCAGAAUGACACCAUUAGCUUAUUUCUGCAGCAAAAAGUACGUGCUUGUUAAGAGAUGGGCUAGCAAAGAUUGUAGCUGUAAAGGCCUUUUAUUCACUUAGCAUGUUUGGUUUUUUUCUUAAUGUACCCUGCAGUGACGUUUAUGCCUUCAAACGCAACACUGAUAACAUUGAGAAGUCUUGGUCUUGCAAAGUGAAAUGCAGUCUCAAGUUAACCACAGCAAAUCAGGGAACGGUCUUGAUUGUUUUUCAUACAUGGUUUGAGGACUUGAUAUAACAAGUUGUGUUUAAAGACCCAAGUAGUUUGAUGACUUCGUGUAUUUGCCAUAUAGAAGAAUUGUGCGCGUCACCGAUAUAUUUUGCUGACCAACCCUUCAAAAGUUAGCAUUGACACAUUUAUUUAUCAAACCUGUAGCUGAUGGCAACCUGCUCAUGUAGAGAAGAAUUCCAAGUUGCAGUCAGAAGCAAGUCAAAGCAAUCUAUAGUUCUAGAUUCACUCAAAUUGCUAUAGAUCUAGCUGGACAAAAUUUUGUGCUUAAUUCAUACAUACCUAAUUACAUGGAGCAAAAUCUGGGCAGACAGACCUGAAGUUGUGCAAUAUUUUUCAGCGCGAAAUAAUUGUUCCUUUUCAU
Molecule: messenger RNA, 2674 nt
Organism: Cygnus atratus (black swan)
Lineage: Eukaryota; Metazoa; Chordata; Aves; Anseriformes; Anatidae
Gene: RNF11
Product: ring finger protein 11
Exons: 3
Coding region: 364-828 (154 amino acids)
Source: RefSeq, a predicted model, not a curated record